AUGGGUGUGGAUGAUUUGAAGUUUGAUGGUUGUUUAUAUACAUGGUCUAAUAAGCAUGUAUCUAGUCCUAUUCUCAAGAAAUUAGAUCGUGUAUUGGUGAAUUCUAAAUGGGAGGACGAGUUUCAGGGAUCGGCAGCUACUUUUCUUACUACUUGUGUGUCGGAUCAUUCUCCUAUGGUUGUGAAACUUGCAGAGCUACUGCGUAGGAAAAUUCCAUUCCGCUUCUUUGAUUAUUGGAUAGAUCACCCGGAUUUCCUUCCUUUGGUGGCUCAAGUUUGGGGUGAAGCGGUCGUGGGUACUUCUAUGUUUUGUCUGUGUUCAAAAUUGAGAAGGCUGAAGCUUGCCUUGAAAUAUUUUAAUAAGGAGCAUUUUUCAGAUCUACCUAGGAGAGUAACUCAAGCUCGGUCUGAUCUAGAGCAUGUUCAGUAUUUGAUUCAGCAGUCGCCUCUGGAUCCAUCUUUACAUAUAAAGGAGGCUUGGUUAAUAUGGGAAUUUGCAAGAGACCAGAGUACUGCUUUCUUCUUCAAGGCUAUGAAAAGUCACUAUGGCAAGAACAAGGUUGUCUCCAUUUGUAGAGAUGACGGUACUAAAGUGGAGGAGCCGCAUGAGGUUAGUAAAGUUAUUGUUGAAUUCUAUCAAAAUCUCCUUAGACAGCAGCCUAAUGGUAAGAGUCUAGCUAUGGACUUGCUUCGAAGAGCUCUUCCUAAAAGUAUCUCAGCGGUGCAGAAAGAAACCUUUAUUAGAGAUGUGUCAUAUGAGAAGAUUAAGGAGGUUUUGUUCUCUUUGAAAGAUAACAAGGCUAUGGGACUAGAUGGUUUUAAUGCAGGUUUCUUCAAGAGAACUUGGAGUAUUGUGAGGAACAAUGUUCUAUGUGCCAUCAAGUCCUUCUUUGACUCGGGGCAGCUAUUGAAGCAAGUUAAUGCUACUACCAUUGCUUUGGUCCCUAAGCUUAUUUCUAAUAGAGUCAAGAUGGUGCUUACAGAUAUUGUUGGAUCUCAACAAACUGCUUUUGUUAAGGGAAGACAUAUUAGCGAUAAUAUAUAUCUUUCCCAAGAGUUGUUGAGGAAUUAUCAUCGCAGUGGAGGAUUGCCUAGAUGUGCCCUUAAAGUUGAUCUCAUGAAAGCCUAUGAUUCUGUUCGUUGGGAUUUUCUUUUUAUGAUUUUAAGGGUGCUUGGGUUUCUGGAGAAGGUUAUUAUGUAG
Olea europaea var. sylvestris is the source of this 1200-nucleotide messenger RNA. RefSeq lists its product as uncharacterized. The coding region runs from base 1 to 1200 and encodes 399 amino acids. The record is from RefSeq and is a predicted model, not a curated record. The transcript is spliced from 3 exons. Lineage: Eukaryota; Viridiplantae; Streptophyta; Magnoliopsida; Lamiales; Oleaceae.